AUGACUGCUUCCUGCGUAUGCCUGGCUACCCUCGACGCGAAUACUUCUCACGCACGACACAUUUUACCAAGAUCGAGCAAGUUCCGGGAUUCAGCGACCUUGCGGUGGCUGCAGCGUGCGCUACCACAUUCGCGCUCCAACGACUCUGACUCGUGUCCCGCUAUCAAGAAGUAUCUCGCAGAGGAGACUUUGAAGAUCAAAGCGGGUACCAAUACUACACAAGCCAAGCCCAAGAAGCGUGGCAAAAAGCAGUUCAAGUCGGCCGAGACAGUGGUGGAGGACGAGGAGCCAGGCGAGCAGCUGAAGCAGAAGCGGGUAAAGAAAUCUAAAGUGAGAUCGUGGGAUCCGAUGAUGCACAGAAGAAUGGACCGGGAAUGA
Messenger RNA from Fulvia fulva, 378 nucleotides. RefSeq lists its product as uncharacterized. Lineage: Eukaryota; Fungi; Ascomycota; Dothideomycetes; Mycosphaerellales; Mycosphaerellaceae. The transcript has a single exon. The coding region runs from base 1 to 378 and encodes 125 amino acids. The record is from RefSeq and is a predicted model, not a curated record.